This is a messenger RNA of Bactrocera tryoni, 5148 nucleotides long. RefSeq names its product jmjC domain-containing histone demethylation protein 1 (gene Kdm2). Gene Ontology annotation, biological process: protein demethylation; regulation of transcription by RNA polymerase II. Lineage: Eukaryota; Metazoa; Arthropoda; Insecta; Diptera; Tephritidae. Gene Ontology annotation, molecular function: protein binding; DNA binding; transcription coregulator activity. The record is from RefSeq and is a predicted model, not a curated record. The transcript has 7 exons. The coding region runs from base 540 to 4364 and encodes 1274 amino acids.
UUAAAAUCUUUUCAAAAAUGUCUAGUAUUUUUAACUUGUUGCAAAUAUUAGAUGCCACUGGAAUAUCUCUUGAAAAUCCCUGAAAAAGGGAAAUAUUAAAAAAAAUCCGUAACAAUGCGUUACUUUUAAGAAGCAACAUUGUAUGAAAGUGAUAAAGCGAAAAUAAAUAAAAACGGAUUUAAAUUGUGUGCAAAUGUUGACAUGGUGGAGCAAAAUGGAGACGAAAAAUAUCGUUGUUGGAGACAAGUUCCGUUUUCAUUAGUUUCGUUGCCAUCAUAAGGUGUGGACGUGUGAAGUUAGUUCACUCUGCGCUGAUAUAUUUUCCAGCGCAAAAUAUCGGGACAGGGCAAUAGCAUUUCUUGUCCGCUGCGUGCCUCGCGAGAUUUACAUCAAUUCAUAAAGUGGAUAACAAACGAAACAAAAAAUUCCCUGAAAUAUAAAAACAGAUGGACAGGAUGACAGUAAUAAUUAAGAAAGAACGCUAGAAAACGUGAUUUGUGAGUGUGUAAUCUGAAUAUAGCUAAAUAAAUACGGAGGCGAUGUCCGAAACGGGGUCGCCGGGCAAAACUCAGAAAGGUGGACAGCAGCAGCGUCGCCAAUUGCGCGAACGUAAGCAACGAAAGCUGUAUCUCGAAGAAUGGGCACUCGGGGAUGAUGAUUUGGAGGGAACACGAGGGUUCAGCGUUUCAGAAAAAUUGGAAUCUUCUAAGUUUGCACAAACUGGUAUGGUUCGAGAGAUGCGUGGCAGUGAUUUGAGUGUGGCUUUUCUUCAACAAUAUGGCUUUAAUAUUCCAUUGUUGUUUCGUGAAAAGACGGGUUUAGGACUGCGGAUGCCCGACUCUAACGAAUUUACCAUAAACGACGUACGUCUGUGCGUUGGUUCCCGUCGUGUUUUGGACGUGAUGGAUGUGAACACUCAAAAGAACUUACAAAUGACAAUGAAAGAGUGGCAACAGUAUUAUGACAAUCCACAAAAGGAUCGACUCCUUAAUGUAAUUUCACUAGAAUUUUCUCAUACGCGUUUAGACAAUUAUGUACAAUGUCCAGAAAUUGUUCGUCAAAUCGAUUGGGUGGACGUAGUUUGGCCUAAACGUCUCAAGGACUCACAAAGAGAAGGUACCAAUGUGUUGGGGGAAAUGAUGUACCCAAAAGUACAAAAGUACUGUCUUAUGUCAGUGAAAAAUUGUUAUACUGAUUUUCAUAUUGACUUUGGCGGUACUUCGGUUUGGUACCAUAUUUUAAAGGGUAGUAAAGUGUUUUGGCUGAUACCACCAACAGAAAAAAACUUACAAUUAUAUGAGAAGUGGGUAUUAUCCGGAAAGCAGGCGGACGUUUUCUUUGGCGAUACAGUGGAAAAGUGUGCUCGAGUAUACUUAACAGCUGGGAACACUUUCUUUAUACCCACUGGUUGGAUACAUGCUGUAUACACGCCAACAGACACACUGGUGUUUGGCGGUAACUUCUUACAUUCCUUUGGUAUAGUUAAGCAACUUAAGACCGCGCAGGUGGAAGAUGCUACUAAAGUACCACAGAAAUUCCGAUAUCCUUUCUUCACCGAAAUGCUGUGGUAUGUCCUAGCACGAUACGUAUAUACACUACUGGGCCACUCGCAUUUGGAGGGUGAAUCUUCAGUAAGUGAGGAGGAAAUAUCUAAACGAGGACAUGUGCAUCUCACACACUAUGAACUUUUUGGUCUAAAGGAGAUUGUCAUGUAUCUGUAUGAUUUGCCACCCCAAAAGAAAAAUGUACCCGAAUUGGUACGGGAUCCAGUGGCAUUGAUCAAAGAUGUGCGCACGUUGGUAGAGCGACAUUGCAAGGACAAGCCGGAGCUGGCCAUAACGGGUGAAUCUGUAUUGAAACCGCCCGGUCAGAUGCACCCUACGUUUCAGGUGUACGAUCGUACGGUUGUAAAGCAGGAAAUCAAAGCGGAAAUCGCACGUAAAAACGCUGAAAUCAUACGCGAACAACAACAGUUAGAUGCAGCGAAUGCCGCAAAUGUCGCAGAAAAUAUAUCGCUCGACCAUGAUAUACAAAAUAAUGAAGAUACAAAUUCAAAAACGAAUAUUGUUCCCAUAACAAAUGUGGUUGAUAAAGGUGGUGUCAUCGUAAAGGAAUAUAAAAAUGAGCCUACAGAGAAUGGUGCCCAACAGACGGCUACAUUCAUUUCACCCACGGAUAGUCUUAAGUAUCGCCCUCCGAAGAAGAUGCACCUCGCAAAUGCUGUUGCUGCAGCGGCACAUCAGGCCAACAACACUGUCAGUGUAAUCGCAUCUUGCUCAAGUUAUAAUUCAGCUUCAACGGCAACAACGACCAUUUCAACUGGAACAACGGUUGCUGUAUCCAACCAAACACAAAAUAAUUCACAUGCACAGCCACUUACACAUAACACAAAUGCCGUUAACACUAACGACAAUUCUUGUCUUUCGCCGAACGAUUCAAAGUUGUCGCCAAAUGUCACCGGUACUGGUCAACCGCGUCGACGGCGAACGCGCUGUAAAGUCUGCGCUGCUUGCCAGCGUUCCGACUGUGGGGAAUGCAGUUUCUGUUUGGAUAUGGUGAAAUUCGGUGGACCUGGACGCGCUAAGCAAACUUGUAUGAUGCGUCAGUGUCUCUCGCCCAUGUUGCCGGUGACAGCACAGUGCUUCGUGUGUCAUUUGGACGGCUGGCGCCAAGUACCCGUGUCCCCGCAAACUAAGCAGCUGGCUUCACUCGAGGGACCUUCGACGCUAAUGGAGUGUUCGGUGUGUUAUGAAAUUGCGCAUUCUGACUGCGCGAGGUCGUUAUUAGACGGCACCGAAGAUGCAGCAGACGCUAAAGGUGUAGUAAAUGAAGACCUACCAAAUAGUUGGGAAUGCCCAAGUUGUUGCCGAUCUGGAAAAAAUAAUGACUAUAAGCCUCGUCACUUCCGUGCCCGCCAAAAGUCUUCGGAGGUACGACGCACAUCAGUUGGUGGCUCAAAUAUCAUUACAGCCGGUCACGAUCACGACAGCAACCAAUUGCCACCGCCAAUUGGGCAAUACAAUGACUUCGUUUUCACAAGCGAAUCGGAAAUGGAAAGCUGCUCUGCCAAUGCUGUACACUGGAAGAAUGUUGCGAAGCGCCAUCACCAUCAAAUUGAAGUAAAGACAGAACGCCAUUAUGAUACUUCUUCGCCGGGUAUCUCGCCCCAUGCAGCAAGCGAUCGCAUUAAGAGACGUAAGAGUGACGAUGGCUUAAGCUUAUGUAGCAGCAUGCAGGACAGUAUUGAUGCGGGUGCUUCCAUGGAUUGUCAUGUGGGCGUUGGAAACGGUGGUAUUGUUAGCGGCAGUAACGGUACACAAAUGUUGCGAAAGAAGAAUUCAAUACGAUCACAGUUGGCUCAACAAAUGCUCAACUCUUCAACGCGAGUUCUCAAAAAGCCACAUUAUGUAGUGCGACCAGCUGGACAUUUAUCAACAAGUGGUAGCGGCUUGUCGGGCAGUCACAUUGGAGGCACAAAUUUAGCGCUCGAUCCAACAUUGUUGAAAAUCAUGUUUCGCUACCUGCCCCAAGAAACGCUAGUCACUUGCUCUUCGGUCUGUAAGGUGUGGUCGAAUGUGUCUGUGGAUCCUGAUCUCUGGAAGACAAUGAACUGUGCAGAGCACAAAUUAUCUGCUUCACUGUUGACAGCUAUCGUUCGCCGACAGCCAGAGCACUUAAUACUCGACUGGACACAGAUAGCCAAAAGGCAAUUGGCUUGGGUGAUUGCACGCCUGCCUGCUCUUAAACACUUGUCGCUACAAAAUUGUCCCAUUCAGGCAGUGCCAGCUCUACACACUUGCCUUUGCCCGCCAUUACAAAUAUUGGAUCUCAGUUUUGUGCGUGGUCUCAAUGAUGCAGCCAUACGCGAUAUACUGUCGCCGCCCAAGGACUCGCGACCUGGCCUGGCAGAUUCAAAAACGCGCUUACGUGAUCUUAAAACUCUCAAACUGGCCGGUACCGAUAUAACUGAUGUGGCAUUGCGCUAUAUAACGCAAACAUUGCCGAAUCUAGUUCACCUUGAUCUUUCAUCAUGUCAGCGCAUAACUGAUGCCGGUGUGGCACAAAUUGGCACAUCGCCGACUGCCAUCGGUAAAUUGGUCGAAUUAAAUUUAAGCGCGUGUCGAUUGGUCUCCGAGUUUUCUUUGGAACAUCUCGCUAAAUGCGAGCAAUUGAUUUGGUUGGACUUGCGGCACGUGCCGUUGGUACCAACGCAGGCGGUGAUAAAAUUUGCAGCCGAAUCUAAACACGAUCUCUGCGUGAAGGAUAUAAAAUUGGUGGAGAAACGGCGACCACAGAAAGCGACACAGGUGACAACGUCCUCAAGCUUAGGCGGAAUGGGUUCAGUAAGCAGUUGGAAUGACUAAAAAUAUAUUAGGAAUAGAACCAAAAACUUAGUUGGAUAGUUAAUAAUCGAAAUUAGAUUUCGAUAAAUUAUUGAAAUGCAUAAAAUUAUUAUAAGAGUGCAGUACAAAAAAAAAUAUAGGUAUGUACGCAUGCAGCAAAGCUGGAAAACAUUUCUUACUACGCUAUGUGUAUUUGUGUAGGUAUAAUGCAGAGCUAGCAGGAGCAUGUAUUAACUAAUCAGUACAGUAUAAAUGAAAUAUUAAACUUAACUCACGAUUUUAAAGUGUUUGAAGAAAUCACGCAUGAAACCAGUUAUAGAAUAUAACAAUAAUGGAAACACAACAUAAAUUUUAAAAUUGUAUAUAAUUUGCAAACGCAUUAUAAGUGUAAACUGUAUCUUUUGUUACCGAAUAUCUACAAUACCAUUCAAUAAUUGUGCAGUAUGACUGUCCUAGAUCGUAUAUAAAAAAUAAAGUUUAUUGUGAAUAUGAAGAAACCUAAUCUAAUUUGAACCAAGUCAGCUAUAAUGGCGAUAGGAUUUAUUACAAUAACUUGCACUCACCAAGACCGCUUCAACAUUUUCAUAUCUUCAACUAACACUACCCACUUUAAUUUUUUUUUUUUUCAAAUAUGUAAAAUUGUAAUCAGCAGAAGAAGAACCCAAAAAGGUCAAAUAAAAAUGCAUAUAUAUAUUUCCCUGCAUAGCUCCAAAUAUACAUCAAAUUAACGUUUGAAGAACUACAUAUAUCAAAAAUGCAAUUAGUGCACAUAAGCAAUAUGAAAUGUCGUAAUUGACAUAUGUAU